Messenger RNA from Chionomys nivalis (European snow vole), 3807 nucleotides. RefSeq names its product zinc finger protein 728-like. The coding region runs from base 88 to 1749 and encodes 553 amino acids. Lineage: Eukaryota; Metazoa; Chordata; Mammalia; Rodentia; Cricetidae. The transcript has 4 exons. Gene Ontology annotation, biological process: regulation of DNA-templated transcription. The record is from RefSeq and is a predicted model, not a curated record.
ACGCAUGUUCCAACCUCAGUCGCUUACCUCCAAUUCGGAGUGAAGUUUCUUACUUCAAGGCUGCGGUUGGAUCUCUGAGCGCAGGAAAUGGUGUCUUUCAGCGAUGUGGCCAUUGAUUUCUCUGCAGAGGAGUGUGAAUGGCUGGACCCUGAUCAGUGGACUUUGUACAAGGAUGUGAUGUUGGAGAAUUUCAGCAACCUUAUGUUCUUGGGACUUGCUUCAUCUAAGCCUUCCCUGGUCACAUUUCUGGAGCAAAGACGAGACCCUUCAGACAUGAAGAGACUCUCAGCAGCUGCCAUGGAAACAGGAAAAAAACACAAUACAGGCAAAGAAUGUGGUAAAACCUUUCCUUGGAACUCACCUAUUAGCCACCAGAAAAUUCAUUUAAGAAUGAAGCCGUAUUAUAAGUGUGAAGAAUGUGGCAAGGCCUUCCAUAGUCCAGCAUUACUUUGUGUGCACAGGAGAAUUCACACAGGAGAGAAGCCCUUCAAAGGCGGUGUGUGUGGCAAUUCAUUCAGAAGUCCAUCAGUAUUUUCUGGACACAAGAAAAUUCAUAUGGGAGAGAAGCAAAACAAUUAUGAAGUAUUUGACAAGGCCUUCUGUGUUCCAUCACUGCUUUCUGUAAACAAGAGAAUUCGUACAGGAAAGAAUCCCUACCAGUGUGAAGUCUGUGGCAAGGCCUUCUACAAUCCAUCACAAUUUUCUGAACACAAGCAAAUUCAUACAGGAGUGAAAUUCUACAAUUGUGAAGUUUGUGGAAAGGCCUUUAAUCGUCCAUCACGACUUUCUUUACACAUGAAGAUUCAUACAGGAGAGAAACCCUACCAGUGUGAAGUAUGUGGCAAGGCCUUUUCUGUUCCAUCACGACUUUCUAAACACAAAAGGAUUCAUACAGGAGAGAAACCCUAUGCGUGUGAAGUGUGUGGCAAGGCCUUCAUUUGUUCAUCAGUACUGUCUGUACAUAAGAGGGUUCAUACAGGAGAAAAGCUGUACAAGUGUGAAGUAUGUGGCAAGGCCUUCCAUGCUUCAUCACUACUUUCCAAACACAGAUUGAUUCAUACAGGAGAGAAGCCCUACCAGUGUGAAGUGUGUGGCAAGGCCUUCACAUAUCCAUCAUUACUGUGUCUACACAAGAGCUGUCAUACAGAAGAGAAACCCUACAAGUGUGAAGUAUGUGGCAAAGCCUACAAUAGACCUUCAACACUUUCUGUGCACAAGAGGGUUCACACUGGACAGAAACUCUACCUGUGUGAAAUAUGUGGCAAGGCCUUCCAUGUUCCAUCACAAGUUUCUGUACACAAAAGGAUUCAUUCAGGGGAGAAACACUACAAGUGUGAAGUGUGUGGCAAAUCCUACAAUAGUCCAUCAGGACUUUAUAUCCACAAGAGGAGCCAUACAGGAGAGAAACCCUAUAAAUGUGAAACAUGUGGCAAAGGCUACAAUAGUCCAUCAGGACUUUCUGUGCACAAGAAGAUUCAUACCGGACAGAAACCCUGCAAAUGUGAAGUGUGUGCUAAGGCCUUCUAUGUCCCAUCACAACUUUCUGAACACAGGAGAAUUCAUACAGGUGAGAAUCCCUACAAGUGUGAAGUGUGUGGAAAGGCCUUUAAUCGGCCAUCACGACUAUCUCUACACAAGAGGAUUCAUUCAGGAGAGAAACCCUUCAAGUGUGAAGUUUGUGGUAAACCCUACAGUAGUCCCUCAGGACUUUAUUCACACAAGAAGAUUCAUACAGGAGAGAAACCGUAGAAGAGGGACGUUUGUGUCAAGGUUUCAUGCUGGAUCAUUCCUUAAAGUACAUGAGAUAAUUUAUACAGGUGAGAAACCUUACAGGUAUGUGGCAAGGACUUCUAUGUUCCAUCAUGACUUUCUGUACACAAGGGCAUUCAUACAGGAGAGAAACCCUACAAGUGUUAAAUAUAUGGCAAUGUCUUUAAAACUUCAUGGAAUCUUUCUCAUUUAAUAAUCCAUUCUGGAAAGAAACCCUACUGUGAAGAAUAUGAAAAAGCCCUAUGUAAAAAGUCAUACUUAGCACAAAUUAUCUCACACUUGGGAGAAAACCACUAGUGCAAGGAAUGUGGCAAAGACUUUAGACCUUAAACACACGUUCUCAACACCAGGCUUUUCAUAUUGGAGAGAAACAUUAAAAGUGUGGAGAAUGGCAAGGUGUUUUAUAAGCCUUAUGGCCUUAAGCAACAUCAAAGAAUUCAUUUGUGAGAGAAAUUCUGAAGAAUAUGCCAAGAUUUUUUUGUACUUACUAAGAAGUCUUGAAUCACCUGAUCACUCAUACUGGAGAAAAAUGUCAUUAGUGUCAUCAAUUUUGAAAACACUUUUAUGAGCUUUCUAGUACUUCUCAAGACAAGGUAGUUCAAACUUCAGUGAAAUAAUACAAAUGCCAAAAUGUUCAUAAUAUGUUUUCUUAUUUCUUAAAACUCUAAAAGAUAUCAAAAUAUAUUCUAGAUAAAAACCCUUCAAUUAGGCGGGAUAUCCUAAUGCUAAGUGGAAAAUUCGGGAAAAAGAGAUAGAAAGAAGGAGUAGGUAGGGUCUAGGAGAAACCAUGUAAGUUCCAAAAGAGAAAGAUACCAGAAUAUUGCCAUUAAGCCACAGCCUCAUGGUGAUACAUAGAUUAAUAGAAAUGAGCUAAUUUAAGAUGUAAGAACUAUGUAGGAUUGUGAGCCGUUGGCCAAACAUGUUGUAAUUAGUGUAGUUUCUGUGUGAUUAUUCCUGUCUGUGUGUCCGGGAAGUGAAAGCACAGUCUCUGUUUUCAUACCUAACUCAGGAUGAAAUAACUCACACUGGAGAAAAGCCUUACAAAGAUCUAGAAUGGCAAACCUCUCAACUGUACCUGAAACCUUAAGGAACAUCAAAGAAUUCAUUCUGGAGAGAAACCCUACAAGUCUAAAGAAUGUAGCAAAAGACUUUAAUGCUUACAUAUAACAUUCUCAACAGCAGACUGUUCAUACUGGAGAGGAAGAAUAUGACCGUGGAGAAUGACAAGGUCUUUCACGAGUCUUCUGGCAACUGAAAUGGCCCUCUUUGUCCCCCUAAUUAUUGUUUGGCCAUGGCAUUUAUCACCACAAUAGAAAUCAAACAGGGUAAAGAAUAUUGCAAGACUUAAGCUUGGUGGUGGUUGCACACCACCCUUGGGAGGCAGAGGCAGGCGGAUCUCUGUGAGAUCGAGGUCAGCCUGGUCUACAAGAGUUAGUUGCUGGACAGGUCCCAAAGCUGCAGAGAAACCCUGUCUUGAAAAACAAAACAAACAAACAAAAGAAUAUUGCAAGACUUUACCAUUUCUUAUUACCUUAGUUAACAUAGAAGGCUCCGUACCGCAAAUAAUGUCACAAGGUUUUGAAGUUUCUUCAACCAUAAGUCACACUUAAACUUCACUGAAAAUGAUACUGUUGCAAAGAAUAUUACAAAGACUUUAUUGCUUUUUAUCUGCAAUUUAACACCCAAAAAAUCAUAUCUUGGAAGUUACGGCCAACCAAGCCAAAAGGAGCCAAGCUGGAGUCUGCCCGAGGUUCUAUCAAUAAGGAGCAACCAAGCAGUGUUUCCUGAGGACCGAGCAACAGGUGCUGUCAGAGGUCCUGAUUGUGCCUAGCCAAUGAGAGAUGAGCAUGAAAUGUCACGUGUCAAUAAAUCAGAAGGCCUGAUUGCUGGGAGGGCAUAUAAGUUUUUCUUAUUAAACAAAUGAGUCUGCUGUAAACCUACCUGACUCCCGGCGUCUGUGUUUAUUGAUGUCAUGCCUUUUCACCCCCUCCCCUAAGGAAAACCUUAGGGCUCAGCAAUAUCUGGCCCCUGGGACAG